AUGCGGCGCCAUAUUCCCAAGGAGCAGAAGAUACUAGCGUAUGAAUUGUCUUGCAUCCAUGGUCUCUCGGACAGACAUACCAUCAGUCGCAUCCGGAAGACCUUUCGGGACACUGGUGAAGUGGGACACCAACCAGUUUGUCAAGGACGACCUUGUGCCCUUGAUGGCUUAGAAUUCCUUGAAGGCUGCAUUGAAAGACAGCCUGAUAUGAUCCUCUCAGAGUUACAGGAGCAACUUAGGGAGGUCACUUGCUGUAACAACCAAGAGUUAGUUACUCUGGCACACACAGGAACACACUAUAAAGGUAGUGAUGAGGAAGUGGUUACCCCUUAA
Messenger RNA from Serpula lacrymans var. lacrymans S7.9, 333 nucleotides. RefSeq lists its product as uncharacterized. The coding region runs from base 1 to 333 and encodes 110 amino acids. The record is from RefSeq and is a predicted model, not a curated record. The transcript is spliced from 4 exons. Lineage: Eukaryota; Fungi; Basidiomycota; Agaricomycetes; Boletales; Serpulaceae.